CCCGUGGACGGGAUUACGCCGGACGAUUCAGCAUGCGUUUAUACGCAACAAACAUCUUAAUCCGUGUCAGAUGCAUCUCACCAUUUGCCAUAGAAUGAAUAAUUUAUCGUAUUACAGUGGUCUUUCAUAAAGUCAUAGCUGUAAUUGACGUAUGUUACGUGUUUAGGCAAGUGUGACACAAAUUCUGACAUUUAUCAACAAGCACAAUUGACGGUAGUUUCCAAACAAGUGAGAUUACGCAUUUUGAGUCGGACUGCCUCCCCCGCCCCUACCCUAGACGCUUACUCCAAGAUCCAUCCUGGGCCAUUCACUUGCUGCUUAUCUGCGCGCGAUGUCUGAUCUCUCCUGUGGGUUCUAGCCAGUGGAAAGGCUGCUAGGAUCCAAUAAAACUCAACGGAUACUCCGACUGAAUUACUAUUUCACGGUCAUUGAAAUAGCGCUCACACUGAUGCAGAAUGGCAGCCCGUUUCCAUUACGCGUGCCUCCUGGUGCCUGUUGCGUUUCAUUUCCUUCUGGUGCCCUCACCCUGCUCCGCUGGCGUCACCAGGAAGUGCGGCUCCAUCUUCCAAGGCUUCGCCACGUGCCUGCUGGCAUUGGGAGACAGCCUGUCCCAGAGCUCCACCAAAGAUGAGGGCACACAGGAGAUUGACAGCAUCUGCAGGUCCUGGGAUGAGUUCCAUGGCUGUGCUAACACGGCCAUGGCUGGCUGCCCUGAAGACGCUGCGGCGGUCUGGGAGUCCCUGAGACAGGAGUCCAAAAAGAUGCAGUUUUCAGGCAACCUGUACGACAUGUGCGCCAACCGCGCCCAACAGCUGGCCACCACCGCCCAGAACCCACCCAACCCAGGCGAGACCAAUCAGGAGUCUUUAAAGGGACACGCCAGUCAUGCUCACCUGUCUCACUAUGUGUUGCUGUCGUCCUGUGUUGCCAUGCUAUUGGUGCUGGUGAGGAUAUAGCCAAAUGCUUUUGAGUGGAGCGCUGGACUCGACAAACAUGUGAUUUCUCCUGGGGACGGCGAAGCGCUGGGAGGGAGGGACAGAAAUGUGGUGCAUUGUGAAAACUUCAGUCGCUCUCGGAUUUAAUGCAUCAUAAUUCACAGCUUUUUUGUUUGCUUGAAAUUGUAAUUUUCAGUAGGUCCCAAUGUGCAACACUUUCCCACAAACAUAAAAUCAUAAACACACAAACACACACACACACAUUCACACAAAUGCACACGCAUCUGUGUACACACUCAAACACUUUCAGCAAUACAUUAGCAUGCAAACAGCCAUUUCCUUACCUGCAGCUUUUAAAAAGUUUGACUAUGAUUUUCCCUGGGGGAUGCUGAGUGUUGGAGUGUGAAUGAAGCACCACUGAUACGUAAACAUAAAUAUUAACUACUGGGGCUAGAAAAUGUAUGCCGGACAAGAAAGUUUUGCAUUGCAGAAAUAACCCAAACAACUUCAGGGCUCAUAAUGAACCUAAUAAGGCGGUAUACUUAUGCACAGACUGAGAUUAGAUUUGUAUUGGUACACAAAGCAAAAGCACUCCUGAGGUCCCUCAGCAAGUGGAUGAACAAGAAAUCAAACCAGGGAUGCCAAAAAAUGGCUUAACACAAAUUUUAAUAUUAGUCCAUCUGUUAUUCUAGGUGGUGCGAUUUGAAGACAGAGAUGCCCAGAACAGUAGACAGUUAACCCUCCAGUGAAGGGUCGAGACACACAGAGGUCACUGAGGUUUAGAACUUUUGUUCAGAAUGGUCAGGACACUUGGAGCUCAAUGGGACAGUGCUAAUCUGUGGUAAGAAGUAUGUUUUCCACUGAAACACUGAAGAAGCAACUUCAAAGUCUAACUGGAUAUUUCAGUUUGGGGAUAAUGCGACACUACUUAUGACAAAGAAUGCAUUGUUUGGGUUCAAUCAAACCAAACUGACCCCAACAAGUCAUAUUGCCAGAUGUUUCUUUUUAUCAGCAUAGCAAUAAAUAUAGCCACAGCCGGUUUCUCUGAACAUAUCUUUAACGAUACUUCUUCAUCAACAUUGAUUAUAGGCCACAUGGUAGACCUGACCACGUUAGAGCCUUCAGCAUUUUCACCUGUGAUUACUUGUGAGAAAGCACUCUAUGUUCGUCAGUCUGUGUGCUCCUCUAUCAGAUAUGACAAAGCAAUCCCAAUCCUGUAUGGAGUAUGUGAUUGUAUGUUAGAGCAGUCACUCCUCACAUUUACACAAGUGCUCACAAUACUCACCGCACUGAAAAUAGCAGGAAAGUACAGGGGCUAUCUGUGCACACCGAGAUUUUUGUUGAUGUUUCUUGAGUGUCUAAGUUGUGCUCACACGUUUUUUUUUUUUUGCCCCUUGCCUCUGCAUUGCGCAACUCAGCAGCUUUGCCAGUCAAUUUUAUUUGCAGUUGAUUUUCAUUUUUUAAUUGGCAAUUAAUCACUGUUCCUAGCUCUGCUGCAGUGGCUAUAUCAGUCCUUUUCAGAGCAUUUCCACAGGAGAAGACCUUCACCUGUACACAUAACCUACACAUACAUGUAAAUAUACUAAGUAAAAAGUAUCUUGCACAUAAUAAAUUAAAUUCAUUAUAUUUAAGAUGUACAACCAAUUACAUAACACAGUUGAGUGAGUGAUUGAUUGUUUCCUUUUCCAUUCGAUGUGUUUUUUUUAUAACUUAAUCUACAGUAAAAGAAUGUAUUUGCAUUGCUUAGUCUUUUGUUAAUGUCAUACAAUGUUAUAAUAUAUUGUCGUCUCUCUUGUACACCAAAAGAUAUCUGAGAAUACAUCUUUUCAAGAGAUAGAACAUGGGGACUCAUGUCAUGCCAGUACUCUCCCUCCUUCACAGGAAAUUAGAAUUUGAACAUUUUGUUCAUUUUUGUUGGGUUUUGUUUUGCUUUUUUGGUUGUAUUUUGUAUAAUAGGCAUGCAAUGUUAUGUUAACACAAAAAAAUGUACAUAAAGCAUAAUGUGUCUUUUAUGUAUACCCACUGUGUAUUGUUCACAGUUCUUUGGAAGAUGAGAAAGGGCAAAAUGUUAAUAUCACUUUUUCAUCCUUCACUUUGAAGUUUCGAUUCUUUUAUUGUACAGCCUAUCCAUCAAACAGAAUGUUAAUAUAAGAGGAUGUAGAUUAAAGGGACUUUCUGAUGAGUUUUUUGUGGACUGUAGCCAUGAGCAAACUGAUCCUAGUGUCAGAGGUAUAGAAAUCAUAGCCAGUAUGAAGACCCCUGCAGUUCAGGAGCCACCGUGCGUAAUGAUAAUCUGGUCAUUAAUAUGCAUCACAGAUACAUACAUCAUUUGAUAUAAUGUAUGAGGAUGGAUUAUCAAAUCCAUCUGUUGCUAUGGUUGGAAUCUGUGACCAUUAUUGUAUGUGGGUCUUUUACUUCUCACAUUUGGUUCCAUGUAUACCACAAAUGUUUUGCUACAUUUAUAGUAAAAAAUAAUAAUAAUAAAAUAAAUGGUGCUGACUUAA
This is a messenger RNA of Clupea harengus (Atlantic herring), 3439 nucleotides long. It is a transcript of the gene nrn1la, whose product is annotated as neuritin 1-like a. Lineage: Eukaryota; Metazoa; Chordata; Actinopteri; Clupeiformes; Clupeidae. Gene Ontology annotation, cellular component: plasma membrane. The record is from RefSeq and is a predicted model, not a curated record. Gene Ontology annotation, biological process: nervous system development; neuron projection extension.